Homarus americanus (American lobster) is the source of this 3345-nucleotide messenger RNA. RefSeq lists its product as uncharacterized. The record is from RefSeq and is a predicted model, not a curated record. The transcript has 6 exons. Lineage: Eukaryota; Metazoa; Arthropoda; Malacostraca; Decapoda; Nephropidae. The coding region runs from base 191 to 955 and encodes 254 amino acids.
AGGUUAUUAUGAUAGGGGCGAGUGAGAAGCAGGCAUCCCUCCCUUGGGUACUGGUGCCAACAAAACCACGCUUGUGAUUGGUGGUGUCGCGGGUGGAAGGAGGAGCCACGCUUGCGAUUGGUGGUGGAGGAGGAGGCAACCACGGGGAAUCUCUCUAACCUGAUUGGCUGACUGAGGAUCACGUGUUAAGAUGGGAAAGGCCAAUGAUAAGAAGACUCACCGUAGCGAUAGUAGUAAGUGUGGAAGAAGCAACAUCGUGGGCAAGUUUACUCAGAGUGUGAAGAGAAUCGUCCAGGAGGUGAAGGAGGAAGGUGUACCAGCUGAUGGACAGACACGAGACGACGCCAUCGCCACCAAUCACCGUCUACGAGCUGUCAGGAACCGUCUAGAGGAAGCUUAUGAGACGGCACGGUCGGCUCUCCUGACGUUACACACUCAGUAUAACCAUAGCAAGACCACCUGGAACGUCUUCGCCAGGUAUUCGCUUCUCAAGGCAAUGAUUAAGGAGGUGGUGAGGCUUGAGACGGAGUACUGGCAGCUACUGGAUGUCCCCCGCCAGGAUAAACAGGAACCCGUGUUGGCCUAUGUCCUGAGGGCGUGUACCAUCGUGGAGAAGAGUCAGCGGUCACAAGAGCAGGCGGAGAAGAGCCACAGAGCCGACCAGGAGGAGGAGAGGAAGAGAGAGAACUCCCAGAGGCUUAAUGGGAUGACCACCUCGCAGGUCUUAGAAGAGAACACCUGCCUGACUAAUGAGCUGUUUCGUUACCUGAGGAAGUACUCAUCACUCAGAACCCUCAUGCGAGAACUCAAGGAUGAUUACGUGGAGAGCAAGAUGUACCCAAUAGUCCCCAGGUACUUCAUGUUAAAGGAUAUGAUUCGUGAUGUGAUGCGUGACCCAGCCUUUGUUGAGAUCUGUCAGGAGGUCACACAGAGCCCCCCUACAGCAGCUUCCUAGUGGGGACACAUCCUACCGACAGCAGCUUCCUAGUGGGGACACAUCCUACCUACAGCAGCUUCCUAGUGAGGACACAUCCUUCCUGCAGAGUAAAAUAAGGUCCUAUUUCAUCUGCCAUGGCCCCAAGAGCCUCCUUCUCUCAAGUAAGAACGUAUCCUAUUGGAAGGGCGUAUUGUCCUAGCAAGGUGGACAUCAUCCUACCAAGGUGGACAUCAUCCUACCAAGGUGGACAUCAUCCUAGCUAAGGAGACAUCAUCCUAGGAAGGUGACAUCAUCCUUACAUAGAAAAUGGUAAGAAAGGAUAUGUUUGGUAGUUUGUAAUGGUUAAAAAAUGUAUUAACCUGCCGCAUCCUAUCAAGGGGACAUCACCCUAGCAAAGGGCACAUAAUCCUAGCAAAGGGCCUCCAACAUCUUAGCAAAGGGCACAGAAUCCUAGCAAAGGGUCUCAACAUCCUAGCAAAGGCCCCAUCAUCCUAGGAAAGGCCCCAUCAUCCUAGCAAAGGCCCCAUCAUCCUAGCAAAGGCCCCAUCAUCCUAGGAAAGGCCCCAUCAUCCUAGCAAAGGCCCCGUCAUCCUAACAGAGAGCUAUAUGAUGUUUUGGUCAAGGUCCGUGUCUAGUUCAGAGGUGAAGUAGAUUUAGAAGGUAGAACUUACUUAAAUAUAUUUCAGUUGUCGAAAAAUAUGGUAAGGAACAGUUGUAGUUCUUUGAGAUGAAGUCAUAAAGAAGUAGUUGUAGUAGUAGUAAUAGUAGAAGUAGUAAAGGCACAAUAAUAAUGAUAAUACAGUAGUAGUAGUAAUGAUAAAAAUAGUAGUAGUAGUAGUAGUAGUAGUAGUAAUAAUAAUAGUAGUAGUAGUAAAAGCACAGUAAUAAUGAUAAUACAGUAGUAAUAGUAGUAGCAUAGCAGCAAGUCAAUAUAAGCUAUUAUUGGCUAUUAUUAUCUACAGUAAAACAAAUUUCCCAAAUAACAACAGACACCUAAGUUAUUAUUUCUAUUAAGGUGAUCAUCAACCUGUCAUAUAGAUUAUUAAACAGGUAUUUCUACUAAUUAAAGGUGUUAACAGGUGAUAUAUCAAGGUAGAUUAUUUCACCUAGACCAAUUUACCAACUGGAUAACAUGUAACUGGUGAUAACUUGAUAAAAAAUAUACAUAAUUUUGUCCUGUUGUGGAAUGUUGUAACAAGAGACGAUAUAACAACUCUAUCUGUAACUACAAGACUAAAGUUAUGUUGUAAUUAGAGGUUUAUUGGUCAUACUGUUUAUAAUUGACUCCUGUUGUGAAAUAUUGUUACGACAGAAGACUUGGAAUUAGAAUUUGGGUUAACCAGAUUUAAAAAUGUAUUCAUAAAUUUGGUUUUGUAUUGUAAUGUAUUUGUUCAAGAGAAUUUAUUGUUAAGGGUACCCAAUUUAUGAUACAAUACAGGUAAAUAGACUCAAGAAUGUAUUCAUUGUAUAAUACACUACCCAUACAGUAUUGAGAAACUGUAUUACAAAUACUGUAUGAUGUAUUAAACUGUAUUAUAAGAAUUAAUGAAGUCAUUUAGAGUUAAUUUCUUAUAUAAGUAUAUGAAAAAAAAUGACUUGAGUAAUUGAAUUGAAAGCUUACACUAUGCACAGGUAUUAAUUGAAGGUAGGAAGGUAUUGAAAGGGUAAAGGUAUAUUAAUUAAUUGAGAUAAUUAAUAUACACCAGUGAAUAAUAAUUAGCUAUAAUAUGACCUAUAAUAAUAAUUGAUAUGUAUAAUUUGUCAUAGAAUAUAUAUAAUAUACCUUCCAUAAUAUACUUAAAUUACACUUGUGAAAUCUUGUGAAAAAAAAAAGUUGUGAAAUUUAUAACACAAUAAUUUUACACACUUUACACACAAGUGAUUAAGACAAGUGUUGUGAAUGAUAUACAACUUAAUACAACACAUACUUAUAUUAGGGUUGUAUUUCUGUAUGUAUGUGUGUAGGUGUAUGAGUGUAGGGGAGAAAAUACAGUGUGUGUGUGUGUGUGUGUGUGUGUGGGUAGGUAGGAACCCUUGAAGGAUGUGGUUUGUUUUAGGAUAUCUAUCUAUCUAUCUAUCUAUCUAUCUAUCUAUCUAUCUAUCUAUCUAUCUAUCUAUCUAUCUAUCUAUCUAUCUAUCUAUCUAUCUAUCUAUCUAUCUAUCUAUCUAUCUAUCUAUCUAUCUAUGGAACCCGUAACAGCCUUCACAAUUCACGGAAGCUGAUUGGUUGAUAGGUGAUUCACUCAGCAACCAAUCAAUUUCCAGGAAAUUGUCAUAAUGUUUCUGAACUCUUAGGUGUUUUUAAGUAAUUAGGGUGAAUAAGUAAUUAGGGUGAUUAAGUAAUUAGACAGAUUAAAUAGCCAGAGGUGAUACAGGUUAGGUUAGGUUAGGGUCUAGGUGUGGGUGAU